This is a messenger RNA of Erigeron canadensis, 3502 nucleotides long. RefSeq names its product pentatricopeptide repeat-containing protein At1g71210, mitochondrial-like. Gene Ontology annotation, molecular function: protein binding. The transcript is spliced from 4 exons. The record is from RefSeq and is a predicted model, not a curated record. Lineage: Eukaryota; Viridiplantae; Streptophyta; Magnoliopsida; Asterales; Asteraceae. The coding region runs from base 293 to 2947 and encodes 884 amino acids.
AAGAACAGAACAAAGAUACAUAAAAUCCGUGGCGGUCUCUCCUGUCGGCUCCAGAUAUCCAAAGAAACCCUAAAAUCAAAUCCACCCCUCUUCAUUCUCUUGAUUGGAUUCGAUUCUCACACCAACUGUUUGGAUAUACACUACGAUAUCUUGCUCUGAUCUUCUUUACAACUAUCUUUUUUGAAGCAGAUAGUUCACAGUGCUCUAUAUAUUGAAUCUCUCUCACUUCCAGGUUAUGCGUAUCUUAAGAAAUGUUGAUGAAGUAGCUUACACCGAGUUUAGUUAACUAAUUAUGGUAAGAAUAAGAUACCUGAAGCAAACUUCCAUCAGGGCUCUUUUUUCACCAAACAAUAACAUAAAUGUCAUCAACUAUUCAACCGUAGCAGCAGCUUCCGCCACCAAAGCUGUCUACUUGAACCCGUUAUAUUCAUCUAACCCAUCGCCAGUCAAACAAUUACAUGCGGAAGAUGUGGCAGCAACAUUCCAAGGAUGGUUUAAAUCUACCAGGAAUCCGUUUUAUGACCGGAUACUUCACGUUUUAUCAUCUCAUAGCAGUGUCAUAGACGGUGAAAAUGACGAUGUUGUGUCACAACGUGAAGCUCUUGAUGCGGGUUUGUCACAGUUAAAUCUCCACCUGACAGAAUCACUUGUUCUUGAUGUGCUGUACUGCGUGAAAGACGUGUUGAGUUGCUUAAAGUUCUUUGAUUGGGCGGGUCGGCAACCUGGGUUUGUCCAUACCAGAGCUACAUUUAGUGCUAUUUUCAAGAUUCUUUCGAGGGCAAAGCUAAUGUCUUUGAUGUUGGAAUAUUUGGAUAACACGGCUAAGCAUCGAGGUAGUCAUAAAACCAAUUUCCAGACCAUUUUGGUUAUGGGUUAUGCUGUGGCAGGAAAACCCGAUCUUGCCCUUCAGUUGUACGGACGGAUGCGGUACGAGGGUAUUGACUUGGAUGAUUUUGCAUACCAUGUUCUCUUAAAUGCUCUUGUAGAGGAAAGUUAUUAUGACGGCGUCGAUUCAGUUGCAAAACAGAUAAAGUUUCGCGGGUUUGAAUCAGAGGUUACUCACUCUAUAUUGGUUAAAGGUUUUUGCAAGAAAAGGGAUUUUGAUAGAGCUGAAACAUAUGUUCGUGGGGUUAUGGAUAAUGGGACCAAAUUCAAGAAUAGGGGUUAUAUUGUUGGUGCUCUUAUAGAGGGGUUAUGUAAAAAUGAUCAAUUUGAUAAGGCCGGGAAAUUAGUAGAUGAAUACGGGGAAUUUCAUGUUUAUGAUGUUUGGAUCCGAGAGCUAGUACGGGUCCGGAAAUUAGAUGGCGCCAUGAACUUCUUACAGAAGAGGAAAAAAGAUGCUCACUAUGUUCCUGAUGUUUUCCGUCACAAUGCGUUAAUAUUAAGGCUUUUGAGAGAAAACCGACUCGAGGAAGUGUGUGAUCUGAUAAUCGAGAUGAAGGAAAACAACUUACCCCCAGAUGAGCUAACUAUGAAUAUUGUUUUGUGCUUCUUUUGCAAGGCAGGAAUGGUUGAUGUUGCUGUUAGAUUAUAUGAUACAAGAGGGGAUAUCGGAUUAUCGUUAAGUAGCAUGGCAUUUAAUUGUUUAAUAAAUACCCUUUGCGGGGACGGAAGUGUUGUUGAUGCGUAUCGUGUUUUAAAGACUUCACUUGAUCAAGGGUAUUUGCCGCGUGUAACGACAUUUUCAAUCCUUGCUGAUGCUUUAUGUAAGCUUGAAAAGCUUGAAUUGAUGAGUGACUUGUUUGUUGUUGCGCUAGAGAAUAAUGUUGUAUUGACUGAUAAAGUUAUUGAAAACUACAUUAAGGUCCUUUGUAAGACUGGGAAAGUGGAACAUGGAUAUUUCGUACUUCAGGAGCUUAAUCGACUCAAUAUAGUUAUAACCAGAGGUGCUUAUAAUAGUUUGAUAGACGGGUUUAUUAAGUUGAAAAGGGGAGAUAUUGCUGCGAGAUUACUAAUCAAUAUGCAAGAAAAAGGUCACACCCCAAGCCGUCCAAUGUUCAGAGCAGUUAUUCAAAGCGUAUGUGAGAUGGAGAAUCCUGAGAGGCAAUUUCAGAAGUUAUUGGAAUUGCAAUCAUCUCUUCGCGAACUCGAUUGCGGUGUUUUCAACAUCUUUAUUGAAGGAGCUGGCCAUGCCAAAAAACCCGAUCUUGCAAGAGAAUUAUAUCGGAUGAUGAAAAAAAGCAGGAUAUCCCCUAAUGUGGUUUCUGACAUUCUAAUGUUGAAAUGUUAUCUGAAUAAUGGAAAAGUAUCUGAUGCUGUAGAUUUCUUUAAUGAUAUCUUGAAAAGAAGAAAGAUCGGGAGAAAAGUCUGCAAUGCUAUGGUAAUUGGUCUCUGCAAAUCAAAUAAACCAGACUUGGCAUUAGGAAUGUUUUUAGAAAUUAGAGAGAAAGAGAAAACAGUCAGGCCAAGUCUUGAGUGUUAUGAAGAACUUAUAUAUGUUUUAUGCAAACAUAAACGAUAUAAACACAUUGUGGAUUUAAUUAAUGACCUGAUCAGAGUCAGACGGCCCGUUUCAUCCUAUAUUGGUAACAAUUUGCUUUUACAUUCCUUAAAAGAUCGUAAGCUAUAUGACACAUGGGUUGAUUCUGGGUCUAUUGAUGAGUCAUCUCCUAUUUGGAAAAUCAGUGAGAUUGUUGGUUUGUUUUCAGACCGUUUUAGAGAUGACAUAGAUGCUAAUGACUUGGAAGAAGUAGUGGGGAAUUGUUUCCCGCUUGAUAUGUACACUUAUAAUAUGCUUUUAAGAAAAUUAAGUGUGAAACAACUAGAUGAUGCUCAUGAGUUGUUUCAGAAGCUACGUCGAAAGGGAUAUGAGCCGAAUCAGUGGACAUAUGAAACUUUGGUACAUGGAUUUCAUAGACAUGGUAAGAAAAGUGAUGCUAAAUGGUGGGUGGCAGAGAUGAUACAAAGAGGGUUUCAUCCGAGUCAGGCUACAAGAGUACUGCUUUAAAGCUGACAAUGAAGUUGCAUACAUUCAGAAACAGAUCAAGGUCUUGAUUCUACAUGAUAAAACUUCGCUAAGGAUUGGAAGAACGUCCGGACCAUUUUGGCCUCGUAGCCGUUGCAUUCUUUUGGCUAUUUACCUUUACUAUGGACCAACAAUUGUCGAUGAUUUAACCUCAGUUAGCUAGCUAGCUGAGUGGAUUGUAUGCUGUUCUAGAAGAUGGAAAGUUAUCCAAAGCUUCACUAAUAUUAAUUCAUAAGUGUAAGAUUUUCCCUGUACAUUACAUUCCUUUCAACUUAUACGGCCAUUGCCAUCGCAUGUACCUUUUGGUUUUCUUUUGCUUUGCGAAAAUAAGGAGGAAUGUAAAUGGUGGUCGGGUGCCAUUGCACAUAUUUCGACUGAUGGUCAUUCGCGAGCUUCCAAGAAACAUAGAAGCUGAACUCCAAAUUUCUCGUUGUGGCCAUUUGCAACUGUUUUGAGAACUUUAUAGACUUGAGAUGUUAUGUAAAUGUUCAAAAAAGAUUCAAUUUUGGUAACAAACAAAAAAAUCAUUGUUUGAAA